AUGAAGGUGCCGGUGGCGCUGCUAGCGCUCUACUUCCUGCACGCGGUCUACAUGACGCUCCCUGGCACCGCGUACGGGGAGUGGCUCUUCGACGUCAUCCAUAUGCCGCCGGCCACCACGUCGCUCUACUAUGCGGUCUCUUUCUUCCCGUGGAACCUCAAGCCGCUCUACGGGCUGCUGUCCGACAGCGUGCCGCUCUUCGGGUACCGCCGCAAGUCCUACAUCUUGCUGUGCGAGGUGGUCGCAGCCUCGUCGCUGGUGCUCACCGCCGUCUACGUGCACUCCAUCGCCGGCGCCUUCGUCGUCAAGGUGGUGGACGCCGUGGCCGAGGCCUUCGCGCAGCUCAUGCUCGGCAUCUUCCUCGUGAAUCUCACCGCGGGCGACGCCACCAGCAGGAGCAGCGCCCACGUGCAGUCGCUGGCCAAUGGUGUCAAGAACGCUGCGUCCAUUGCGGCGCUCACGCUCAGCAUCCCAGUGUACCGAGACAAGAACAUCACGCCCCAGGAGAUCAUCGGAUGGACCAGUUUGCUGCCUCUCACAGCCGCUGGGGUCUGUCUGCUGGGGCUGCACGAGACGCCGGUGUACGAUACUGAUUUCAGGACUGAAAGUGAAGCGGACAGUCCUGCGGUGGACGACACAGUGCAGACGUCUACUACGUGCGGCAGUGUGGUGACGUCCUGGUGGCAGCCGUUCAAGCGCGACCUGCACCGCAAGGUGGAGCUUAUCAAGCCGGUCCUCCCGCCCAUGCUCUUCUUCUUCCUGUGCAAUGCACUACCGGACGACGGAACGGUCUGGUAUCAGUACUCGUUCUCGCUGCUUAAAGACCAGCGCGAGUGCUUGCAGUACAUGUCCCUCGCUGGCAUGGUCGGGCGGUUCCUCUCGUGCUUGGCGUACGCCAAGUGGUGCACCAACAAGAACGUCCGCAGCGUCUUCUUGCUGUCGACAGUGAGCUCUGUUGUUGCGGGUCUGCCGCGACUGCUGCUGGCUCCACCGGUGGCUGACCUUCCUGUGUCCGUGUGCACGUUCAGCACGACCGAGUCGUUCAUCACGUCCUUCACCUCCGAGUUCGCACUGCUUCAACUUCUGGUUGUCGCUACGUACUACUGCCCGGCGGACCCCGAAGUUCAAGGGCUCACGUACGCGCUGUUCCUGUCGUUCAUGGAUUUCGGCGGCGUCGUGUCUGGAGUCCUCUCUUCUAUCUUGGUGUCGGCGCUGGGCAUCGUUCCGGAUCCGACCACGAAGGUUGUGGACUGGAGCCAUCUUUGGCUGCUCGUGGUGAUCGCGGCUGUCAGUCAGCUGCUUGUCCUGGCGUUCCUUCGCGUAUUGCCAGAGAAGGUGGACACUUCAGAAAACACCAAGGUCGGUGGAGGCCGGGUCAAACUCAAGUCGAUUUCAAUGCUGUCGGACGAACCAGAGAAGCAGCCGCUGCUCUCCGAACCGGAAGCGUAUGCCGACGUCAGGGUUUGA
This is a messenger RNA of Phytophthora sojae, 1467 nucleotides long. RefSeq lists its product as hypothetical. Lineage: Eukaryota; Oomycota; Peronosporomycetes; Peronosporales; Peronosporaceae. The record is from RefSeq and is a predicted model, not a curated record. The transcript has a single exon. Bases 1 to 1467 code for a protein of 488 amino acids.